Messenger RNA from Puccinia triticina, 486 nucleotides. RefSeq lists its product as uncharacterized. The transcript is spliced from 2 exons. Lineage: Eukaryota; Fungi; Basidiomycota; Pucciniomycetes; Pucciniales; Pucciniaceae. The coding region runs from base 1 to 486 and encodes 161 amino acids. The record is from RefSeq and is a predicted model, not a curated record.
AUGGCAGCAACACCGACGGUAUUCAUGACUUCAUCUCAGGAAAUAACUAGUGGCAUCGCGUUGGAGAAAAGGAAGGAGCACGGGCCAUUACCAGGAGUCGAAGCGCAUCCAUCGGUCGAAAUGGCCCGGAGAAUGUUUGAGCAUCUCGACCGCAUCCACAAGAUCCAAUCAGACAUUGCAACUCAACAUCAAGCCCUAGAGAAUGUCGAGCUCGGCGUGGACGGCCAUUUCAAAACGAAGCGUCCAGAGACCGGCCAUCCGGACUCAUCAUCGAACGUUAGACAUGCACAAAACCACAGCGGGAUCUCAGGACUGCAAGAGCCCGGGACCUCCUCUGAAAACGUCCGCCAACAAUUCCUGAACAGACAGGUUGCUGUUAACAGUCUCAUGAUCAAGCUUUCCGACCUAUCUGUAGCCCUUAACGGGAUCCACGAUUUGGGCGUAGAGGAUAACCUGGGAAGACCGUCGAACAGAAGUUCGGAGUGA